Molecule: messenger RNA, 3433 nt
Organism: Lingula anatina
Lineage: Eukaryota; Metazoa; Brachiopoda; Lingulata; Lingulida; Lingulidae
Product: protein adenylyltransferase SelO, mitochondrial-like
Source: RefSeq, a predicted model, not a curated record
UGCUCUACAUGUCAAGAAGUACCCGGACAUUUAGCUUUACGAAACACUAGUGAACAUUACAGAAGAGGGCUAAGUUAUUGGUGAUUAAUGUUUACACUGCGCAACAUACUUCUAAGGUAUGGAAGCAGUAAUGGAAGUAAACAAGCUAUUGUAAUGGGAACGCUGUUCUCUUCCAGAACAGUCAACAGCGACCGACCUUCAUCUGAACUCUUGUGUUCAACACGUUCAUUUUGUAAACAAACCCCACGUGUUUGGGAGGCAGGCGAAAUGGCAACCUUAGAAAACCUGCAGUUUGACAACCUUGCGCUACGCGCGCUGCCCAUUGAUACCGAGAAGAAAAACUUUGUAAGGCAAGUCCGUGGUGCUUGUUUCUCCAGAGUAGAGCCGACACCUGUGACAAACCCAGAAGUUGUUUGCGUGUCGGCGAAAGCAAUGGCCUUGCUGGACUUGCCAGAGAGCGAGCUACGGAGGGAGGAUUUUGCCGAAUAUUUUUCAGGCAAUAAACUUUUACCUGGUGCCGAAACUGCUGCCCAUUGUUACUGCGGCCACCAGUUUGGACAAUUUGCUGGUCAACUUGGAGAUGGAGCUACUAUGUAUCUUGGUGAGGUGAUAAACAAGAAAGGGGAGAGGUGGGAAAUACAAUUUAAAGGAGCUGGAAAGACACCUUUCUCUAGGAUGGCAGAUGGCAGGAAAGUGCUGAGGUCUAGCAUAAGAGAAUUUUUAUGUAGUGAGGCAAUACAUAACCUGGGUAUUCCUACCACCAGGGCUGGCACAUGUGUCACAAGUGAUGAUGUCGUGAUGAGAGACAUAUUCUAUGAUGGCAAUCUCAAGGAUGAGAAGUGCACAAUAAUUCUCAGGAUAGCUCCGACUUUUAUCAGGUUUGGUUCCUUUGAAAUAUUCAAAGCAAUGGGGACCAAUGGCAGACAGGGACCCAGUGUUGGAAUGAAGGAAAUACUUCUGCAGUUACUGGACUAUGUGAUCAGUACUUUUUACCCAGAGAUAUGGGCAGCUCACACUGAGGAUAAGCAGAAAAUGUACUAUGAGUUCUACAAGGAGGUUGUUCUGAGAACAGCUCGCAUGGUGGCCCAGUGGCAGUGUGUUGGCUGGUGUCAUGGAGUGUUGAAUACAGACAACAUGAGUAUUUUAGGACUGACCAUUGACUAUGGGCCUUAUGGGUUCAUGGACAGAUUUGACAAAGACUUUGUGUGCAAUGGAUCAGAUGCAAACGGCAGGUACUCCUACAAAAACCAGCCCAAGAUAUGUAAGUGGAACUGUGCAAAGUUGGCCGAGGCCAUCAGUGAGGCUAUCCCUCUAGAAACCACCAGACCAGCCAUGGUCCUGUUUGACGAGGAAUAUGAGAAAGCGUACAUGGGGGAGAUGAGGAAGAAGUUUGGACUUCUACAGGAAAAUCUACCUGAAGAUGAUGAUUUAGUCAAAUCAUUUCUGAGCACCAUGCAAGCUACAGGGGCAGACUUCACCAACAGUUUCCGCUGUCUCAGUCAACUACCCCUCCCAGGCUCGGAACACUUCCAUGACAAGAUGGCUGAAGUGAAAAGAUUUCUCGUAAGUCAGUGCUGCUCUCUGGAGGAAUUUCGACAAGGAUGUAAACCUCUGAUGCCCCCAGCUCAGCUGAAUAUGCUCCUUCAGAUGGAGCAGCUACAUCCAGGGUUGGUGCAGCAUUUGGGGUUAACUGCUGAAGACUUGGCAGAGGAACUGAAUAAGGCAAACAAAGUGGAAGAACUCAAGGACUACACCCCAGAACGUAAGUGUGGAGAGGAUGAGGAAGCGUGGUCAACCUGGCUGGAGACAUACUCAGAGAGGCUGCAGAAGGAGGUAGAGGAGGGAGCUGAUGUAGCUGCACUGAAUGAAGAAAGGGUGAAGACCAUGAAUUCUCACAACCCUAAGUUUGUCUUGAGAAAUUUCAUAGCUCAGCAUGCCAUCACCCAGGCAGAGAAGGGGGACUACACUGAGGUCCGCAGGGUGCUAAAGGUGCUGGAGAACCCCUACAGUGAGAGUGUGGACCUGGAGGAUGUGGCCACAGCUGCCAGACCUUCAGAAAAUACACAGUAUGAUGCAGAUGCCGGCACAUCAUCACCAGCAAGUGAAGCCGCCUCCUGCUCUGCGUCAUCUUCACGGCCAGUCUUCUCCUAUGACAGUCGACCACCUGACUGGGCCAUUGGUCUCACAGUCACAUGAUCUUCGUAAACGCCUUGUGUCCACGGCAGGCUGGUGGUGGCUGACCAGAUGAGAUGGACAGUGUUUAGACAUGCUAAUGACAAGUUGGCACAAGUAUCAGUGGAACAGUAGAAAUAUUGUCCUAGUUGGUAGUCACUGUAAAACACUCCAUCAUAAGCCAGUAGUGAUCCACUCAAGUACAGAAACAAUCAGGCAAAUUUUCAGAUACUUUUGUGUCUUCAUUUCGGCGGAAAAUGACUGAUUUGUCAUGGGUUGGAGAAAACUAAGAUUUAAACUCAAAUAUCAAUUGAACCUCUGUGAAACUAGGGACCAGAUCCCAGUCUAUGAAUGUGGCUAACAACGAGUUAUUUUCCUGUUACUAAAUUGAAAAGAGCUUUGCUAACUGUAGGACUCCAUGUUACCACUGUUCACACGUGCAAGAAAUUCCGAAUACAGUUAUACCACUGUUAACAGUUUUUUGUGGAACUAUCCCAUUCUUGGUGACUUGUUUGGAAAAUAACACUCCUUACAGCAUGAAAACAAGCCAAGAGAGUGCAGCAAUCCAUGACCAGCCUGCUGAAAGUGGACACAAGGUCAACAGCACAUGUUGCUUACUGGAGGACAUGGUCAAGAAAUCUAGGCAAUAUACAGACUUCUUUGGUUGUGACAGCAUUGUCACAACUACGUGGAGUGUAUUGUGAUGUGGAUUGAUUGACUAUGUCAUUGAUGACGGUUGUUACUACAAACCAUGUGGUCAGUAGCAACUUGAGGAUCCAGCUAAGCAGCAUGGUGUGGCCAUCUGUUUUUAUUAAUUUAUGGCCAUAGUUUUUACAUGUCAGUUAGUCAUUUAUAAGAUGCAUAGUAAUAGAUUUAAAAAAAUGAUAAAAAAUUAUUAAUCUGCUUCUUCAAUUGAACAACAGUCCAUGAUAUACAGGUAUAUCUUUUAGUUUAACUGUACUAAUUUUGUAAAAAUUUAAUGUGGAUAAAAAGUCCUGUCUUCCAAAUUUUGAGUUUUAUUGAAAUUUUACAUCUCAAAGCUGUGGUUGUGUAUCUGUUUACAGAAAAGGAAAUAUAACUCCUCCUCAUUUAAAAAUAAUCUCUUAAAGUCAGUUAUUUAGAAGCAUAUCUUUUAAUGUUAAAAGAGAAAAGACUUCAGUACUGUGUACUGUGAUUGAUAUCAUGUAAUAUGCGCACAAUAAAUUGAUAGAUCUUUUACAUUUUAUUUUUUCCUGAAUAAAAGGUGCAUGUAAUAUUUUGA